UUUGUUCUCUCUCUCUCUUUCAACGUUCCCGUGAAAAAUAUUGCGCAAUCGUUAAAAGAUCUCAUUCGCACUUCAGAUUUGACCGGCUUUUCGAUUCUUCUUCCUAAAAGAUCAAAGCUUUUUAUUCUGGGUUAUCUUCAAUCCGACGAAUUUCAAAGACAUUGGAUUUGUCGGAAAGUGAUCGAGGAAGAGAGAGAACCACUGUGUGGAGGCAAGCGAAAAUGGAGGUGAAAGCGAGAGCUCCGGGGAAGAUCAUACUCGCCGGAGAACACGCCGUCGUCCAUGGAUCCACCGCCGUCGCCGCCGCCAUUGAUCUCUACACCUACGUCACUCUCCGCCUUCUUCCUCUUCAAUCAGGUGAAAACGAUGAUAAGCUCACACUCCAGCUCAAGGACAUGGCGUUGGAGUUCUCAUGGUCCAUGGCGAGACUCAAGGAACUGAUGAAUUACACAAACAUCCCCUGUCCUUCGACGCCCUCUUCAUGUUCAAGCCAGUCACUUAAAUCCAUUGCCGUUUUGGUCGAAGAGCAGAAUAUUCCCGAGGCAAAGAUCUGGCUUUCGUCUGGAAUAUCCACGUUUCUCUGGCUAUACGCCCAUAUCAUAGGGUUCAAACCUGCUACUGUGGUUGUCACUUCUGAGCUCCCUUACGGUUCUGGUCUUGGCUCAUCCGCAGCUUUAAGCGUAGCUCUCUCGGCUGUGCUCCUAGCGGCUUCAAACGCUGUAUCUCUUGACGAAACCCGUGAUGGGUGGUCUGUUCCUGACAAAACCAGCUUUGACUUGCUGAACAGAUGGGCGUUCGAAGGCGAGAAGAUCAUCCAUGGGAAACCCUCCGGCAUCGACAACACCGUCAGCACAUACGGUAACAUGAUCAAGUUCAGAUCCGGAGAGUUAACCAGGUUGCAGUCAAACAUACCGCUGAGAAUGCUCAUCACCAACACGAGAGUGGGACGGAACACGAAAGCCUUAGUAGCAGGAGUCUCGGAGCGAGCCCUGAGGCACCCAGAGGCCAUGGCCUCGGUGUUCAAUGCCGUGGACUCAAUAAGCAAAGAACUAGCAGCCAUCAUCCAGUCUGACGAGAAGGGCGAGAGUUCCUCCAUAGCUGAGAAAGAAGAGAAGAUCGAAGAGCUCAUCGAGAUGAACCAGGGACUGCUCCAGUCCAUGGGGGUGAGCCAUGCCUCGAUCGAGACUGUGCUCAGGACCACUCUCAAGUACAAGCUCGCCUCCAAGCUGACAGGAGCUGGAGGCGGAGGCUGCGUCCUCACUCUCUUACCGACCCAUGUUUCAGGGAAGAUGGUGGACAAAGUGGUGGAGGAGCUGGAGUCGAAUGGGUUGCAGUGCUUCACGGCGUCAAUUGGCGGCAGUGGCGUCCAGAUAUGCGCUCGGGAACCAAACUGAACUGAACUCAGCGUAAAGAGUUUCUUACCAAAGUGGAUUAGAUUUUUUUUUUUUUUUGCCUCUCUUCCGCAAAUGUUAAUUUGGCGUCGACAGCAUUUUAGACUGAGCGAUUGAUUGCUCUCUCUCAUGUAUUAAAGCGCAACCCAUCCUGGGGAAUCGGCCUGUCUGUCAUAUUUCUAUUUUUAGUUUCAGUUUUUAUUUACUAA
Molecule: messenger RNA, 1600 nt
Organism: Tarenaya hassleriana
Lineage: Eukaryota; Viridiplantae; Streptophyta; Magnoliopsida; Brassicales; Cleomaceae
Product: mevalonate kinase
Exons: 5
Coding region: 222-1394 (390 amino acids)
Biological process (GO): isoprenoid biosynthetic process
Cellular component (GO): cytoplasm
Molecular function (GO): mevalonate kinase activity; ATP binding
Source: RefSeq, a predicted model, not a curated record